AUGUCAAUUUACUCAAAACUCAUCAAUCGAACUCAGCAAUCCAACCAAAUCAAAAACAAUCAAUCAAAUCAGAAUGAUAGUGAGAAUGAUGAUAAUCUAGAAGAAGAAAAAGAAGAAGAAGAAAUCGAUCCAGAACUGAAAUCACUUAUCACUAGAGUCUUACGUAGAAGGAAAAUCUUCAAGUUUAUCACUUCUGCUACUCCUAUCAUCACUUUAUUACUCAUCAUCGCAGGUUUCGUCUCAGCUUUGAUCUUACCGACUCAUCUUCUAUCAAGAGGUACUUAUAUAUCUGAAAAUGCUAUUCAACCUGGUCAAGUUAACACUUACUGGGGUUGGUCUCAGGUUCACAAAGCUGAUAAAUAUGCUGAUCAAGUAGACCUCUGGCGUACUCUACCAUCAAAACAACGAGCCGAAGAAAUGCGUCAAGCUUUCGAAAGCAUGGGUUUACCUUCUCAAACACAAACUUAUUCGUUUACUCAUCCUCAUGCUUCAACUUCGAUCGUCAACGGUACCAAUGUUCAUGCUACCCUACACGCACCACGUACCGAUGGAGCUGAGGCAAUAGUUCUCAUGGCUUCUUGGUUGACUCGUAAACCCGGAUCAGAUGUUAAAGGAGGUGAUGUGAAUGUACGAGGGGUGGCUAGCGUACUAGCACUUGCGGAUUACCUUCUCACUUGGCUUCAAGCCUAUCACGACCUGCCUCAAUCCAACCUCCAAACAGAACGGAUGAAAGGUCGUUCGGGGCCAAUUUGGGCAGCGUUAUCGAUUGAUUACCCGUUCCAUUCAUUCAGUCACAUUGGAAUCUUUUACGAGGGUAUCAACGGACAACUUCCGAAUCUAGAUCUUAUCAACACAGCUUCAAACAUCAUCCGUUGGACGGGCUCAUGUCCCGUAACAAUCCAUGAUGGAGUUGACCAAUUAUCAACAAGCAACAGACGAUCGAAAUUUAUAAACGAUUACAUCCUUGCUUCUCAAACCAUUCUUCGACAAAUCCAAUACGGACUCUUAGGCUCGCCAUCAGGUCCAGAAGGACUUUUCACACCCUAUAGAAUAGAUUCGAUUGGCUUGUUUGCCGUACCAGCUGAAGGACCACAUGGGUUUCAUACGAUUGGAAAAGUUUUGGAAUCUACUUUACGUAGUUUAAAUAAUUUACUCGAAAGGUUUCAUCAAUCGUUUUUUCUUUAUUUGAUGAUGGGAGAAAAACGAUUUGUGAGUGUUGGAAAUUAUUUGUUUGUACCGGUUUUGAUGGGGAUUGGAAUCACUUUGUUAUCAUUUAGUUUAUGGGGAGAAUUAGAUUUUAAAGAUCAGAAGAAAGAAGAGAUUAAAGAAGAAGAGAAGAUUGAAAAGAAGAUCGGAUCGGUUGAUGAGGUUAUGGGAAAAAAUGAUAAGCAAGAGGGAAGUCUGGUUUGGUGUAUUAAGAUCAUUACGGUUUCUCAUUUGAUUGGAGCUGGGUGUUUUUGGAGACUAGUUAGAUCAGUAGAGCCAACAAAGGUGUAUGAGUCACCCAAACUCUGGCUCGUGGUUGGACUAUGGAUAAGUCUACCGAUUGCAAUAGUAACAUUGGAUAGUAGAUCGAUUAAAUCGAUUAAGAUGUUAGAGUCUAUGAUCUUACUUCUUGUAGGUUGUUUAAUUUCAGUAGUAUCAGUUUUAAAUUUCGCACUUGGAGUAGGACUUGGAAUUUUAUUUGGACCAUCAUUAGGAUUAAUUCCAAUAAUCUUACGAAAAAGAUCGGUUAGAUUGAGUAGAGGAAUCAGUUUGGUUUGGUUGAUCGGCUUUGGAUUUCUUUGGAUCGGAUUCAUCGAUUUGAAAAGUUUAAUGUUUAAUGAUCAGUGUUUAGGGAAUUGGUUCUUAGGCUUUUGGUUAGUGAUCGUUUUACCUUUGGUUUUGGAUUGGUUUGUGGUUGGAUUAAGUGGUUUGGUUCAUGGGUCUUGA
Messenger RNA from Melampsora larici-populina 98AG31, 1932 nucleotides. RefSeq lists its product as uncharacterized. Bases 1 to 1932 code for a protein of 643 amino acids. The transcript is spliced from 8 exons. Gene Ontology annotation, biological process: attachment of GPI anchor to protein. NCBI's taxonomy places the organism in Eukaryota, Fungi, Basidiomycota, Pucciniomycetes, Pucciniales, Melampsoraceae. Gene Ontology annotation, cellular component: GPI-anchor transamidase complex; membrane. The record is from RefSeq and is a predicted model, not a curated record.